This is a messenger RNA of Erpetoichthys calabaricus (reedfish), 2026 nucleotides long. Its product is annotated as tripartite motif-containing protein 16-like. The coding region runs from base 1 to 1680 and encodes 559 amino acids. The record is from RefSeq and is a predicted model, not a curated record. NCBI's taxonomy places the organism in Eukaryota, Metazoa, Chordata, Cladistia, Polypteriformes, Polypteridae. The transcript is spliced from 6 exons. Gene Ontology annotation, molecular function: zinc ion binding; protein binding.
AUGGCCGAAGCCAAGCUGUUUGGAUUACAGAAUGAGAUCACCUGCUUUAUCUGUCAGGAGACCCUGAGUGACCCCGUCUCAAUCCUCUGUGGUCACAGUUUCUGUCUGAAGUGCCUCAAUGACUACUGGGAUCAAAGCCAUGAGUGCAGCUGUCCUGAGUGCAGAAGGACCUUCACAACGAGGCCUGAACUUCACAGAAACACCGUGCUGAAUGAACUCGUCAAGAAAAUAAAGAAGCCGAGACUCAGUCCUCAUCCAUCUCAGAAUUAUGCCGGCCCUGGAGACGUGGAGUGUGACACCUGUACUGGGAUGAAGUUCAAAGCGGUGAAGUCCUGUCUCACCUGCAUGGCCUCCUACUGUCCGACUCACCUGCAGCCCCACUUUGAAAUAGCAGCCUGGAAGGACCACAAGCUGACUGAUCCAGAUGGAAAUCUGAAGGUGGAGCUCUGUGUGAAACAUCAGAAGAGGCUGGAAAUAUUUUGUAAAAAUGAGGAGACUUGUAUCUGCAUGAUGUGUGCAUUGACUGAACAUGAAGGCCACAAAAAGGUCGAGCUGGAGAUGGAAAAAGCAGAAAAGCAGAAGGAGCUGGAGGUGACAUGGAGUGAAAUCAGGAGGAGACUUGAGGAGAGAGAGAAGACCCUGAAGGAGACAAAGAAGGCAGAGGAGCAGAUGAAGAUCUCUGUGGAAAAUGAAUUGGAGGAAAACGAGAAGAGCUUCACUGAUCUGAUUUGCAGUAUUGGAAAAACCCAGAAGAAAUUGACUGAGAAGAUCAGAGAACAAGAAAAGACAGAAAUGGAGAAGAUUGAAGGAGUCAGGGAGGAACUGGAGAAGGAGAUCGAGGAGCUGAAGGGGAAAGAUGCUGAGUUGAGGGAGCUGUCAGAGACCAAGGACAACAACUGCUUCCUACAGACUUUCCCGUCUCACGGUGUCCUUCCUGCAGAGGGAGACUCACUCAGCUUCACUGUCACUGAGAACUUCUCGUCUGAGGUCCUGAAAAAGAAGCUGUCAUGUGUGAAGAAGAGUCUGGAGAAGAUCAGCCAGUGGGCCAUCGUGACAUGGACUCCAUCAGGUCGUGAAGCUUCAGUUUUCACCCUACAGCCUCCUGAACCUCGGAGCAGAGACGAGUUUUUACAAUACUUCUGUCCACUCACACUGGACAUCAACACGGCACACAGAGACCUCCAUCUGUCUGAAGGGAACAAGAAGGUGACACAUGAUGAUUGGACAGUAACUGACUAUCCUGAUCAUCCUGACAGAUUUGACUGGAGUCUCCAAGUUCUGUGCAGAGAAGGUCUGACUGGGACUCGUUGUUACUGGGAGGUGGAGUGCAAUGAAUGCUGGGUAGACAUUGGAGUCGCAUAUAAAGGACUGAGCAGGAAAGGGUGGAACUUCGAGUGCAUGCUUGGAUACAAUGACAAGUCCUGGUGUUUGCAUUAUUCUCAGGGUCAUUACUCUGAGUAUCACACUGACAGGAAGAUGGAAAUCAGCGCCCCCCGCAGCUCCAGAAUAGGCGUGUAUCUGGACUGGCCUGCUGGCUCUCUGUCAUUUUAUAGCGUCUCACACACAAUGACCCUCCUGCACAGGUUCAGCACCACCUUCACUGAGCCCCUCUAUCCAGGGUUUUCCCUUAAUUUUAACUCCAGUGUAACAAUCUGCCAUCUGACACCAUGUGACCACUGACCAGGACCUUCCACCGGUCACUUGAGGUCCCCACAAGCGCAGGUCCUCUUUGUGUUUGUAGUUUUGGGUCAAAAUUAAUUUUACAGGAUGGAUGGGGGAGGGGGGGCAGCACCUUUGUGACUGAAUUUGGGGAUGAGAAUGCAGGGUGAGUGCGGCCAUCAGGGUCUCUUAUUAUUAUUGGGUUUGAGUAGCCAAUCAGGUGUGUGUGUGUGUUAUAGUGAGGGGUUGGUGAGACCACAGACCUACAAAUACCAGUCUGACCAGCACUGGUCACUGUUGAUUGACAGCCACAUGUCCUUCAGGGUGACACCCGAACAUCUGCUGUGACAUCUUGAGUGUCAUUGAA